UGCGCUGCGACGUCAGAUGAGUGUUUUCUCGAGCUCGUCCGUAGUAAAUCUAUAACGCGAAUAUUGUUUCGUUAUCUAUGUAGAUAAGCUGAACAAAACUAGUCGCGUGAAGGUUUACUAGUCAGUCGAGAGGAAGGAGCCGUACGUAGUUCAGUAGACACUUCGCUUAGUGAACGGAAGUGUUUGCUGAAAUUGCGUUAUUUGGCGAAACCGUUAAAAUAACCUAGCUUACAAGUGGUUGGUUUUUACUGCAAUCGUCGUCAAACGCGAGUGAAUUUAGCAUGGCUAUCCCUCAGUGUCCAAUUACUCAAACAAUGUCAAGUGAGAGUUUAGUGAAUCGUAGAAUGAAUAGGAAAAUGAACUUGUCGUUCGCGGGAUGUGGGUUUCUCGGCAUAUAUCACGUCGGAGUUGCAGUGUGCUUCAAGAAAUAUGCUCCUCACCUUCUGCUGAACAGAAUAUCUGGUGCAUCUGCUGGUGGAAUCGCUGCCUGUUUUCUACUGUGCGAUUUGCCAAUCAGUGCCAUUACAAGUGAUGUGUUGAACCUAGUGUGCCUCGCUCGUAAGAGAACACUCGGCCCCUUCAGUCCCAGCUUCAACCUGCAAGAUGUUUUGGCUGAGGGCCUUAGAAAGAACCUGCCAGACGACGCCCAUUUGAAGGUCAGUGGCAAGCUACAUAUCUCACUCACCAGACUGCCAGGGUUCAAGAAUGUCAUUGUCUCCAAGUUCUACAGCAAGGAAGACCUCGUCCAGGCCCUGCUUGCCAGUGCAUUUGUGCCGUUCUUCUCCGGCUCUCACCCACCAAAGUUCCACGGAGUGUAUUACAUGGACGGAGGGUUCAGCAACAACCUGGUGACUCUAGAUGAGAACACCAUCACAGUCAGUCCCUUCUGUGGCGAGACGGACAUUUGUCCUCGGGACACUUCCUCCCAGCUCUUCCACGUAAACGUAGCCAAUACAAGUAUUGAAGUUUCAAAGCAGAACAUCUACAGGUUCGCAAGAAUUCUGUAUCCUCCAAAUCCAGAGGUCCUGACCAAGCUGUGCAUGCAAGGGUUUCACGACGCUCUCAGGUUUCUGCAGUCCAACAACCUCAUCAAGUGUGCGAGGUACAUUGCAGUGGAGUCCACGUUCCAAAUCUCUGCCAAGUAUGAGGAUGAGGACGAGGCGGAGCACGACCCCGAGUGUAUGGACUGCCUCUUACAACGAGAGGAGGCUCAGAGUGCCACUCUGCCAGAGUCUAUUGCCCAGAUUUUCCACGAUGCCACAGAAGCCACUACCAAGGGCCUGGUCAACUGGCUGUACCAAUACAGGGGCAUGAAGAUCCUCUCAUUGAUGAUGUUGCCGUACACUCUGCCGUUCGAGAUAGCUUACGCAGCCUUCAACAAACUGUUCAUGCCCAAGAGCUUCCUGCAGUUCUGUGAGUUCAUCAUGGACCAGCUGGAACAUUUCCUCAACAUCAAGAGCGAGCCAAGCACGGAGUGUGUGGCCUGCACCUGCCAGCUGACUGAUGCCACCUACUGUGGAAUGGGAUCCACAAAGGAAACUGUACCAGACACAAUGCUUCAUGCCAAGAGUAGCAACCACUCCGGCAGUGACAAAGAUCCAGAAUAUGACAAGGGGAAGGGCAUCCACAAGCGGCCCAGUCUCAACAUGGGCUCCAAGUGUGAAAUCAUCGCAGAUGAUACUUUUGAGAACAUUUUGGAAGUCACGGCCCACCAUGAAGCUCUUAUGACGUUUUACUACAUGGACGAUAAUGAUAAGAUGAAAGUGACAGAGAUCUUUGAAGUGACGGAGGCUGAGGCACAAAAGUUGGCACAAGUUGAAACCAAAGAUUCUCAAGUUGACCUCAUCGGGUGGUUGGAACAUCAAGAACAGCAAAUACAGUCAGGUGAGUCCAGUCAAGAUUAGACACAUUGCACUGAC
This is a messenger RNA of Macrosteles quadrilineatus (aster leafhopper), 1919 nucleotides long. RefSeq names its product 1-acylglycerol-3-phosphate O-acyltransferase Pnpla3-like. The transcript is spliced from 9 exons. NCBI's taxonomy places the organism in Eukaryota, Metazoa, Arthropoda, Insecta, Hemiptera, Cicadellidae. Gene Ontology annotation, molecular function: triacylglycerol lipase activity. The record is from RefSeq and is a predicted model, not a curated record. Gene Ontology annotation, biological process: triglyceride catabolic process; lipid homeostasis. Gene Ontology annotation, cellular component: cytoplasm; lipid droplet; membrane. Bases 282 to 1904 code for a protein of 540 amino acids.